Messenger RNA from Salvia hispanica, 585 nucleotides. RefSeq lists its product as uncharacterized. NCBI's taxonomy places the organism in Eukaryota, Viridiplantae, Streptophyta, Magnoliopsida, Lamiales, Lamiaceae. The record is from RefSeq and is a predicted model, not a curated record.
UCUCACUUCUCUCUCUCUAACACAGAGGGUCAGAAUUGACUGAUCAUCAGCCUUCAUGUCUUCGAUUCUGUCAUCACAGAGCGUGGUGUUCGCCACCGCCAUGGCACUUUCCGGCACGGUGAUUCUCCUCGCCGCUCUCCGCCUCCAUAAGCCCACUUCCCAUUUUCCUUCCUCAGAUGGAGGGAAGAAAAUAAAGAAAAAGAAGAUGAAGAAGGUGCACUUUGCAGAAGAUGUGGUGGACCCAAUUGGGAAUAGUGAAGAAUAUAGGAAAUCACACAAGGCUAACUUCCAUAAAUAUUCAAAUCCAACCACUUCAAAGAAAGGCAGGAAAAUUCAAGAAAUGCCAGCCAAUAGAAUGGCCCUUUACAAUGGCAUUUUGAGAGAUAGAGUCCUCCAAAAGAUCACAUAUUCAUGUUGAUAAAUCAUCUUCUCUCUCUCUCUUUUUUUUUGUAAAAAAUUCAUCAUUUGUUAAUAUGGUUCUAUGAGUUUGGUAGGGUCAGAUUUGGCCAUUUGAGAGUUGAGGUAUGUACAAAGACCAAAUUUUCUUGCCCAAUUUGAAGGGGUCGAGGAUGAUGUGUUAGUGUA